AUGGAAACACAGCUGAGAAGUCAGAAGUCAGAACUACAGACGGAGGAGGUGGAGAAAUCUGAGAGGAAGAAGGAAAACAAAGAUGCAAAGACGUCGUUCUCGGUGGAGAAAGAGACGGAUUGGCUUCCAGAAACCGACACAAAGAAGAUCGUGUUCGUUAAAAUGAGGAGCGAGGAAGAGAAAAGUGAACGGAGAAACAACCAAGAGGAAAGUUUUGAAGUAGAAAACAAGAAGGAAACAAAACUGCUUCCAGAAACGGAGAUAAAGCAACAACUGCAAGGUCAGAAAUCAGAGAAUUUAGUGCAAAAUGUGGGAAAACCCGAGUUUCUAGCAGAAAGAGAGGAAACUUUUGUGAUGGAAAGCGAGGAGGAGACAAAACUGCAUCCAGAUACGGAGCUAAAGCAGCAGAUACAAGGUCAGAAAUCAGAAAUACAGCUGCAGAUAUCAGGAAAACCUGAGUUUGUUGCACGACCACAGGAAAGUGUUGCAGUAGAAAUCAGGAAGGAGACGAAGCUGCUUCCGGGAACUGAGAUAAAGCAACAAUUAAAGGAUCAGAAAUCAGAGAAUCCAGAGCAGAAAUCUGGACUGACUGACUUUGUAGCAGCAGCAGCUCAGCCGGGACGGAGGCAGGAGGAGUUACCGGCUCCACCGGUUCAACAGGUGAACACUGAGCAGGUAUGCACCGAGGCUCCGCCCCCCAGGCCGGGGGAGGGGCCUCAGGUGGAAACAGAAGCCCACGCUAAUGGAGGGAAGCAGGAGGGACGAGAUCAGACCGACGGCGGCUCUGGAGGACCUGAAGAAACCUCCAGAGGACCUGAAGUCACAGCAGGAGGAGAAGAGCUGAGUUUAGACCAGAAAACCAAAGAAACCUCAGCAGAAAACUCUGCAGCAGCUCAGGUGGAAGACGGCAGGAAUCCACGGAGCAGCAGAGAGGAUUCAGACGGCAGCAGGACGAAGCCGGAGCAGCCGGCAGCGAACCCACGGCAUCCUGAGGAGGCUAAAGCAGCAGCUGGACGUCACAGGUUCCUUCAGGCUCCACCAGUCUUCUCUCCAGUAGUUGAGCUGGAAUCAGAGGACAUCAUGAGUUCGGGCUACAGCAGCCUGAGCACCAAACUGUCCUUUAAGAGCUCGUCUCCUCCCAGAGAAGACGAAUCCAAGCAGCGCUUCCGGAAAGUUUCUCUGGUCAGCGACGGCGAUGACCCUCAGGACACGGUGGACUUUAAUAAAACAGAGUCUGAACCAGAGUUCAGGUGGAAGAACCGAUUCGAGGGAGUGACUCAGUUCAGAGCCAGCAGAGACCAGGAUUUCUCUGGUCCACCUGAAGCAAUCCUACACCUGAGCUCCUCCUCCUCCUUUGCAGAGCAACAUGUGAGCCAGGAGGGGAGGAGCUCUGAAGGCUGGGAGGAGCCAGCAGGUGAAACAGGAGCUCCGAUAGAAGCAGCAGCAGCUCAGAGGAUCAGCGACCGACCGGAGACGCAGCAGCUUCCAGAGGAGUCAGAGUUCAGCGGAGUGUUCAAGGCCACGCUGGUGGAGCUGGUCUCUGAUCCUGCAGCUCCUCCGGCCUCCCCCGAAGAAGAAGAGGAAGAGUCCCCCAUCCAGAGCGACAUGGACAGCCUGGUGGACACCCUGAGGAGCAUGGGACCCUCCAUGAGGCCGAGGACCACCAACGCCGUCCGGCCGGCCCCCCCUCAGCUCAUGUCCUCGCUGCCCCCCAUCGUGGAAGACGCUCCGAGUCCCGUCAGCGCUGAUGCUCCGGACGGGAAGAAGGUCCUGAACGGACUGUACGCCCUGCCGGCUGACCUGGGACUCAGAGCCCCCAGAGAGUCCAGGUCUCCUCUGGAGCUCAUGAAGCAGAGCCAGGACCAGCAGCUGCCUGGAUCCAGAGUCCUGAACCUUCCUCUGAGAGGAUCGACCUCCAACACUCUGGGACUGAGGAAACUUUCUGACUCGUCUCCUGAGGAUUUACAGUCCACCAUGUUGAAUGGGAACGGAGCUCUUCCGUCGUCUCGCCUCGACAACAGCGUCCUCUUUGGCAGCUACAGAUCUUCGUCCAUUGAUCAGACGCUGGAGAAUGGAAAAGCCCAUCGUCCAAUCUUUCGCACCGGCUCCCUGCCAGAAACCGGCCUCUCCAACGACCGCAUCAGCGCCAGCCCCAAGGACCUCGGCGACCCAGCAGGGACUCGCUUCGAGAGGUUCGCCUUCCUGGUGAACCCCUCGUCCCCCCAGUCGGGCUCUCUGACUGGAGCUGAAGAUGGAGGACGGAUGAGCAGACCUCCAUCGCUGGGCGUCGGCUCUCCGCCCCACAGCAACAGUCCGACCCGCCUCCUCAGCCCCACCGGCUCCAUUGAUCUCCACAGGGCCUUCGGCGUCCCGGAAUCGCCGCUGUCCAUGACCACUCCCAUCCUGCAGAGGAGCUUCAGCAGCGAGGGCCUGCCGGGGGUCCAGACCUCGUUGUUCAGCAACGUUCACGGAGGGUCUCAGUUCCAGAACCAAGAACCGGAACUAGACAGGAACUUAGUGUCAAAAUACAGAGCAUUCCCUGAUGCCUACCUCACCAAAGAGAAGGAACACGGGAAGCUCAACCCUCGACCUGGAAAGAUGUACAUAUUCGACCGGCCAGGGAUGUGCGGUCAGAGGUUCGAGGUUCGAAGUGACGUGGUCGAUGCGACGCCGUGGGAGCUGCAGGAAACCAUCUCCAUCAGGGUGGUCAGAGGAGGCUGGGUUCUGUACGAGAAACCAAACUUUAAAGGGGAGAAAAUCGCUCUGGAUGAAGGCGACAUUGAGCUGACGUAUCCCUACAACCUUCCUGAGGAGGAGCUGCAGAACGGACAGAAGGAAGGUGGACAACCCAGCGGAGAAGCAAAGGACGAGCAGACGGAGGCGAAACCAGCCAGGAAGUUCAUCAUCGGAUCGAUACGACGAGCCGUCAGGGACUACAGCGUCCCAGAAAUCAGUCUUUUCCCAGAGGAGAACGCUGAGGGGAAGAAGGUGAUCUUCAGGGACACUUCAGACGACGCCAGGAUCUUCGGUUUCCCCAUCAAGGCCAACUCCAUCAUCAUCAACGCCGGCCUGUGGCUGGUCUACGCUCAGCCCUUCUUCCAGGGCGUCCCACGGGUCCUGGAGGUGGGCGGCUACACAAACCCAGCAGCCUGGGGGGUGGAGCAGCCCUAUGUGGGGUCUCUGCACCCACUCAAAGUAGGUGAACCAAGAGUGGAAAAUCUGAGUGAACCAAAGAUUGUGAUCUACGACAAGCCGUACUUCAGCGGUAAAUCCAGAACCAUCAGCACCAACAUGAGGGACUUCAUGACCAGAAUGGACCGGCAGCAGAUGGUCUUCAUGUACAACGUCGGUUCCCUAAAGGUUCUGGGAGGGAUCUGGGUGGGCUACGAGAAGGAGGGUUUCCGUGGCAACCAGUACCUGCUGGAGGAGGGCGAGUACCACGACUGGAGGGUGUGGGGAGGAAUCGAUGCCGAGCUGAGGUCCGUCCGGCUGAUCCGAGCGGACCUGUCUGACCCCCUGCUGGUGAUGUUCGAGCAGCCGGAGGAGGAGCAGGAUGGAGUUCAGAAUGAAAACACCUUCGAGGUGACCGAGGCCAUCCCAGACGUGGAGCUGUUCGGCUACAAGACCUCCACCAGGUCCAUCCACGUCCUCAGCGGGGCGUGGAUCGCCUACUCUCAUGUGGACUUCUCUGGGAACCAGUACAUCCUGGAGAAAGGCUUCUACAAUAACUGUGCUGACUGGGGAUCAGUGGACCCUCGGAUCUGCUCGGUUCAGCCCAUCUUACUGGCUCCAAAUGACAGCUCAAAGACCAGGAAUGAGAUAAUCCUUUACUCUGAGCCGGACUUCGAGGGCCAGUGUCACAUCAUGGACCGGAACCAGGAGGCGGUUUCAGAAACAGUCCUGACCAAGUCGUGCCGAGUGUCGGGAGGAAGCUGGGUUCUCUACGACAACAAGCAGUUCUCUGGAAACAUGUACGUCUUAUCUGAAGGAGAUUAUCCCAGUCUGAGCAGCAUGGGCUGCCCCGCCGGCUGCACCAUCAGAUCCAUCAAGGUGGUUCCCAUGAUGUUCUCUCUUCCCUCCAUCUCCAUGUUCGGCCUCGAGUGUCUGGAAGGAAGAGAAAUCACCACCGACACCGAGAUCGUCAGCCUGGUGGAGGAAGGUUUCAACAACCACAUCCUGUCUGUCAGAGUCAACAGCGGCUGUUGGGUGAUAUGUGAACACAGUAACUACAGGGGGCGCCAGUUCCUCCUGGAACCCAUCGAGAUCACCAACUGGCCCAAAUUCAGCUCCAUGCAGACCAUCGGCUCCAUGUACCCCAUCAGACAGGUUGUUCUGCUUUCCAUAGAGGUGAAACUGAGCCACAGUGAAGAAACAAAAAACACCCAGGACCUGCUUGACAUUUUGACGGUUGACGUCUUCGCCUGUGACUGUUUUGCUCUGGGAGAUAUUUGGGAAGUUUGGGAGGGUCGCACUCAGGUCAAGUAA
Molecule: messenger RNA, 4485 nt
Organism: Acanthochromis polyacanthus (spiny chromis)
Lineage: Eukaryota; Metazoa; Chordata; Actinopteri; Pomacentridae
Gene: crybg2
Product: crystallin beta-gamma domain containing 2
Exons: 20
Coding region: 1-4485 (1494 amino acids)
Source: RefSeq, a predicted model, not a curated record